CUUAGCUGUAGCAAAAUAAAUUAAUGUCAUUGGAACUUGCAAAUAAAUUACUUCGGCGAGUUGAAAGUAUUUUUUUAUUCCCUUACAACUUUUUCCAUUGUUCAAUUGAAACAAAUACAUUUUAAACCCUUAAGAGGUGGAAAAAAGUAAAACAUGAAAUAUAUCACUAGCAUGAGAUUUUAUUUAAUUCAAAUACCAGGUUCAUUUAAAUCUCUAGGGAAGAUAUGUGAUUUUUUGUGUAGGAGAAAUGGUCUAAUUGUUAGUAAUUGUGCUAAAGACAUUUUGAGUGGCUUGCUAUUUCUGUCGGGUUGAUUCAUAAAGUUUCCCCAGUUGGUUUAUUUCAGUAUUAUUUCUGGGGGAGGGGAAAUUUGAAGUUUGUUAGGUGUGUCUGGUAGAGAGCUUUUCCACGCCCUCAGGAUCUGGCGCGAAACAAAGCCAUGCUCGAUAGGGAGUCCUGUUAGACUUCUUGUAGGGUCAGUGUGUCUGAGCUGAGUUGAUUCAAAAUUCUGGAAAUAUUACCUCAUUUAGAGGGAAGCAGUUUUUCAAAAUGAUCGGGCAGAAAACCAUUGCAUCGUAUUUCGGUCCUGUGGCUAAGAAAAGAACUUUGUCUGAAGUUUCGGAGGAAGGAGUCGAGAAUGGGAAGGACAGCUAUCAAGAGGAGGAGCACAAUGGCAUGAGGACCCCCGUCAAGAAGCUGAAGGCUGGCCCGGACGGAGAGGAAGCGCCGCCGGUCAAACCCAGCUCCCCGCUCAGCCCCGAGCAGCUGUCCCGCAUCGAGAGGAACAAACAGGCGGCCCUGCAGAGACUCGCAGCGCGCAACGUGCCCCCGGGCUUUGGGGAGAGCUGGAAGAAAGAGCUGCUGAUGGAGUUCAGCAAACCGUACUUUAUCAAGCUAAUGGGAUUUGUAGCAUCAGAGAGGAGGCGGUGCACAAUUUACCCACCACCUCAUGAAGUCUUCACGUGGACAAAGACAUGUAACUUCCACGAUGUGAAGGUGGUUAUUCUUGGCCAGGAUCCGUACCAUGGACCGAACCAGGCUCAUGGGCUGUGCUUCAGUGUAAAGCGCCCAGUGCCACCACCCCCCAGCCUGGAAAACAUGUUCAAGGAGCUUCAAUCAGACAUUGAAGGCUUUGAGCCCCCAGGACACGGUGAUCUAACCGGUUGGGCUAAGCAAGGAGUGUUGCUGCUGAAUGCGGUCCUCACCGUGCGAGCACAUAAUGCAAACUCUCACAAGGAGCACGGCUGGGAAGAUUUCACAGAUGCGGUUGUGUCAUGUCUGAAUAACAAACUGGAUGGCUUGGUGUUCAUGCUGUGGGGAGCGUACGCACAGCGCAAAGGCAGUGCAAUCAACAGGAAACGUCACCAUGUACUGCAAACGGUUCAUCCCUCUCCACUGUCUGCGCACCGAGGGUUCUUUGGCUGCAAACACUUCUCCAAAACCAACGAAUUGCUGAAGAAAUCUGGAAAGACACCCAUCGAUUGGACGCUGUUGUGAGCCCGAUCAGGAGUGUGUGUGUGUUCCUGGGAGCCUGCUGGCCCUAACGACACUGAUCACUGAAGAUUUCUCAUGACCCCAAGCUGGGCAGGAUUCCUGAUUUUGUUAAAUGGCUAAAGGGGCCUUUUUAUUACUGGAUAGUUGUGUUGAAUCUCUGGAACAGUAGUGCUCACUGAAGAGAUCAGAUCGAUUAUUUUUCUUUUGUUCCGAUGGCCAAUGAAUGUUCGGGUGUAGUUAAUAUCCUCUUAGCUACAGAAUUUCCACAAUGUCAUGUGUUUAGUCCAUGACUGGAAGCUUUUAAAUUGUAAUUUCAUUGUAAAUAUGUCUGUGCAUUCAUUAAUCUGUUUAAUGUUCUGUUUGCUGUAAACUGCUUUGACAUCGACUUGUAAAUAUGUUUUAAAUAAAAGCUUUUACUACUUCUGA
This is a messenger RNA of Rhincodon typus (whale shark), 1918 nucleotides long. RefSeq names its product uracil DNA glycosylase a (gene unga). The transcript has 7 exons. The record is from RefSeq and is a predicted model, not a curated record. Gene Ontology annotation, molecular function: uracil DNA N-glycosylase activity. NCBI's taxonomy places the organism in Eukaryota, Metazoa, Chordata, Chondrichthyes, Orectolobiformes, Rhincodontidae. Gene Ontology annotation, biological process: base-excision repair, AP site formation via deaminated base removal; base-excision repair. The coding region runs from base 548 to 1495 and encodes 315 amino acids. Gene Ontology annotation, cellular component: mitochondrion; nucleus.